GGGCGGUGCGAGCGCCAUGGCGGCGGCGGCCUCGGCGGCGGCCUCGGCGCGGGGCUCGGGCUAGCUGCGGGCGGCGCGGAUGGCGGGCGGCGCGGGCUGGGCGGGCGCCCCCGCGGCUCUGCUGCGCUCCGUGCGCCGCCUGCGCGAAGUGUUCGAGGUGUGCGGCCGCGACCCCGACGGCUUCCUGCGCGUGGAGCGCGUCGCGGCGCUCGGCCUGCGCUUCGGCCAAGGCGAGGAGGUGGAAAAACUUGUGAAGUGUUUGGAUCCCAAUGACCUGGGCAGAAUCAACUUUAAGGAUUUUUGCCGAGGAGUGUUCGCCAUGAAAGGGUGCGAGGAGCUACUGAAGGACGUGCUGUCAGUGGAGAGCGCGGGGACCCUGCCAUGUUCCCCAGAGAUCCCAGACUGUGUGGAGCAGGGCAGCGACAUCUCUAGCUCUACCUUUGCUGAUGGCGAGCUCCUCCCCAGGGAACCCGGCUUCUUCCAGGAAGAGGAGGAGGAAGCAAUGGCACUGGCCUUGCCUGAGGGACCCCAGGAGUUAGAAAUGGACAGCCCCAUGGAGAGCAGCCAGGGCCCGGAGGGCUCUGUCCGGAGUCCUGACGAGGAGAAGGAGCCUGAACUGGGGGGCCUGUUCCUGCAAGAGGACAAGUCCCUGGUCCUCACUCCAUCUAUGACCACAUCAGACCUUUCCACUCACUCCACCGCCUCUCUCAUCAGCAACGAGGAGCAAUUUGAAGACUAUGGAGAGGGGGAUGACGUGGACUGUGCCCCCAGCAGCCCCUGCCCUGAUGAUGAGACCCGAACCAAUGUCUACUCAGAUCUAGGAUCGUCAGUGUCUUCCAGUGCGGGGCAGACCCCAAGGAAGAUGCGGCAUGUCUACAACAGCGAGCUGCUGGAUGUGUACUGCUCUCAAUGCUGCAAGAAGAUCAACCUGCUGAACGACCUGGAGGCCCGGCUGAAAAACCUGAAGGCCAACAGCCCCAACCGGAAGAUCUCAAGCACAGCUUUCGGACGGCAGCUCAUGCACAGCAGUAACUUCAGCAGCAGCAAUGGCAGCACCGAGGACCUGUUCCGAGACAGCAUCGACUCCUGUGACAAUGACAUCACAGAGAAGGUGAGCUUCCUGGAAAAAAAGGUAACCGAGCUGGAGAAUGACAGCCUGACCAGCGGGGAUCUGAAGAGCAAGCUGAAGCAGGAGAAUAUGCAGCUGGUGCACAGGGUGCAUGAGCUGGAGGAGAUGGUGAAGGAUCAGGAGACCACGGCAGAGCAGGCACUGGAGGAGGAGGCCCGGCGGCAUCGUGAGGUCUACUGCAAGCUGGAGCGGGAGAAGAGCACUGAGCUGGAGCUGCUCAACACCAGGGUGCAACAGUUAGAAGAAGAAAAUACGGAUCUGAGGACCACAGUGACUCGGCUUAAGUCACAGACAGAGAAACUGGAUGAGGAACGGCAGCGCAUGUCUGACCGUCUGGAGGACACCAGCCUGCGACUCAAGGAUGAGAUGGACCUUUACAAGCGCAUGAUGGACAAGCUGCGGCAGAACCGCCUGGAGUUCCAGAAGGAGCGGGAGGCGACGCAGGAGCUCAUCGAGGACCUGCGGAGGGAGCUGGAACACCUGCAGAUGUACAAGCUGGACUGUGAGCGGCCAGGUCGGGGCCGCAGCUCAUCUGGCCUUGGCGAGUUCAACGCCAGAGCCCGAGAGGUGGAACUUGAGCAUGAGGUCAAGCGUCUGAAGCAGGAGAAUCACAAGCUGCGGGAUCAGAACGACGACUUGAACGGGCAGAUCCUGAGCCUCAGCCUCUACGAGGCGAAGAACCUCUUUGCCACCCAGACCAAAGCCCAGUCUCUGGCUGCAGAAAUCGACACAGCAUCUCGCGAUGAGCUAAUGGAAGCCCUGAAGGAACAGGAGGAGAUCAACUUCCGACUGAGACAGUACAUGGACAAGAUUAUCCUGGCUAUACUGGACCACAACCCCUCCAUCCUAGAGAUCAAACACUGAGCCAGGGUUGGCUGCGGAGCGGCCAUUGGACCUGGGACCUAGGGACAGGCCUGCCGGAGGAGGAAGAUGCAGGCGGGACCCCACACUCUCUGUAAAUGUGCUUCCAGCCACCCUGUGUGUGUGUGCUAGGGUAUGUGCGGGAGACCGCACACACAGACAAGGAGUGAGCUGGGGGCCAUGGCUGUGGGUGACAACCCGUGAUAAUCUGUGUGUGCACUUUGCGGCCCCUUUGUGAGGGGCUGAGGGGAACUGGAUGUGGGAGGAACACUCUCAGGAGUUGACAACAAGGACUGGAAGCUUUCAUUUAGGAUACUGAUGAAAUGAUUCUACCUCUGUGGAUAAGGGUUAGAAGGAGCUCUCAGGAGAUGGUCUCCCCACCCACCUCGGAGUAGGGACAAAACUGUUACGUUCUCCAUAAUUUGGUGUCCUAUCAAACCCAGGUUUUUUAAGCUCAAAGAGGAGGAAGGGGUGUUGGGAAGAACAGGGACCCCUGUGGGUAGCCUUUGGGGUACAAGUAGAUGGAGUCCAGUGGACUCGGGUUUACAGAGCAGCUGCGUGCACUGUCCAUGCCCCUGGGUUGAGUCCUUUGAGUUUUCUGUGCCCUUUCCAGCCUUGGUUUCCUACCUCCCCUUUCUGGUUGGCCUUCAGUUAGUUUUGAAGACAGGAAAUACACACAGCACUCACUUGGGGGUAGAAGAAAGGCCAAGAAGAAGGGUGGAGUGUCCAAGACAGGUGUUAAGUUAACACUGGGGGCCAAAAGGAGCGACUGCCUGGAAGAGACGUGUUCCCGUGGCUGCCUCUUACGACAGAUGUGCCUUGGUGAGGGCAAGCCUAGGGAGGUGUUUCUACUGGACUCCUAUGGGGAGGUAGCCACACCCCUUCUUACGGCCUUCAGACACACCUGGAUCUGGUCCCUCUGUUAGAGAGCAGACUUCCUGGUGGGGGGUCCGGGAGGAACAUUGUGGAGGAACCUUGGUCUUCCGUUCUGUGACUACAUGGUGGGAGCCCCCCCUUUCCUCCCCUGGAUUUUUUAAGAAUGCAGUCUUUUGUUCUAGGCAUCUGGGCUGUUCCUGGACUGUUACAGUUUAUCUGAGUCUUAUAUGGCUCGUGAUUGGCUUCCUUAUCUCCAGCCCAGAUAAACGUGGAUGGUCUUAAGUCUUCCCUUCCGCUUGCUUUCUUAAGCACAUCUUGUGUAAGAAGGAAGGUUUGGGCAUGUUGGGGAGGCUAGUGAGCAGAAGUGGGGGGGCAGUUGAGGGUAAAGGGGAAGGGACCGGAGCCUGUCCCCUGCUUGGCAGAGACAGGGCUGUGGCCAGUCUGAUUUCAGUCGGCUCGCUUCUGCUUUCCUUGGCUUUUCAGAUCCGUUUUAAUGACGCGCAUAGAGCUGUCUGGUGCUGCGUGGAUGGUGGGUGGUUUGCCUUGCCCUGGGCUGCCUGGCUGAGCCACAUCAGGAAGACGGGAAGGCUUGAUCUUGAGGCGCAGGUCUCUGGGCAUUCCCUGGGGUCUGGGAAGAUGGGGAAUAGAGAAAGGCUAGGUGGGCAGUCUUGAGGACAUGAAGGGAAAAUAAACUUGAGGUUGGUCUAGGUGCCAUGCUGGAAGGAGUGUGGCAGAGGCCAGGUGAGUCUCGGUCCUGGUCUGUAGGGGCUGCCUCGGGGAUGAGUGUUCUGUACUUGAACUUGUGUGGGCCUCCAGUGUCACGGUGUGUAAGUUCCUAGAGAAGGCCACAGAGGCCAGAGUCACAGCAUAACACGAGGAAGGGAAGGCUUUUGGCCAACGUUGGGCUACAAGAAUGGACUCCUGGAGGAGAUGGCAAGUCUGGAAGCCCCGUGGACCUGGACCCUUGCUGUAGGCCUCUGGAAGAGGAACUUCCGAGGGUGGGGCCGGCUUCCAUACGACACACCUCAGGCUCAUCCAGCCUUCUUACUUUCCUCAGCCAGAAUACACUCCGAAAACUUGGUCCACUUGGCCUAA
Messenger RNA from Peromyscus leucopus (white-footed mouse), 3961 nucleotides. RefSeq names its product RAB11 family interacting protein 4 (gene Rab11fip4). NCBI's taxonomy places the organism in Eukaryota, Metazoa, Chordata, Mammalia, Rodentia, Cricetidae. The transcript has 15 exons. Gene Ontology annotation, molecular function: calcium ion binding. Gene Ontology annotation, cellular component: midbody; endocytic vesicle; cleavage furrow. Bases 80 to 1993 code for a protein of 637 amino acids. Gene Ontology annotation, biological process: endocytic recycling; regulation of cytokinesis. The record is from RefSeq and is a predicted model, not a curated record.